Molecule: messenger RNA, 939 nt
Organism: Sorex araneus (European shrew)
Lineage: Eukaryota; Metazoa; Chordata; Mammalia; Eulipotyphla; Soricidae
Product: olfactory receptor 5-like
Exons: 1
Coding region: 1-939 (312 amino acids)
Biological process (GO): G protein-coupled receptor signaling pathway
Cellular component (GO): membrane
Molecular function (GO): olfactory receptor activity; G protein-coupled receptor activity
Source: RefSeq, a predicted model, not a curated record
AUGGAGCACCCUGUGGCUAGGGUCAACGGGACGCGAGUGCAGGAGUUCAUCCUGCUGGGCUUGUCCACAAGGCCGGGUGUGCGUGAUGCCCUAUUUGUGGUCUUCCUGGCGCUCUACCUGCUGACGGUCCUGGAGAACAUGCUCAUCAUCUACCUCACCCGCAGACACAGCGAGCUCCACAAGCCCAUGUACUUCUUCCUGGGCAACCUCAGCUGCCUGGAGAUGAGCUACGUAUCCGUGACUGUGCCCAGCCUGCUCGCGGGGCUGUGGGCAGGACCCUGUCACGUCCCCUUCACCGCCUGCAUGACCCAACUCUUCUUCUUCAUCUCCCUCAUCUGCACGGAGUGCACUCUGCUGGCUUCCAUGGCCUAUGACCGCUAUGUGGCCAUCUGCCUCCCACUGCGCUACCCAUUGCUCAUGCGACCCCAGGUCUGCCUGAGCCUGGCCCUGUCCUCAUGGCUUGGUGGGCUGCUAGUGUCGGUGAUCAAGACAUCAUGCAUUGCCAGCCUGUCCUACUGCGGCCCCAAUGUUCUCAACCAUUUCUUCUGUGAUGUGUCCCCUCUGCUCAACCUGUCCUGCACCCACGUGGCCCUCACGGAGCUGGUGGACUUCAUUUCAGCCAUUGUUAUCCUCUGGGGGUCUCUGCUCGUGGCCAUUGCCUCCUACGUGGCCAUUGGCAGAGCUGUGCUCCGCAUGCCAUCGGCUGCUGCCCGGCGCAAAGCCCUGUCCACCUGCGCAUCCCACCUGGUCGUGGUGGGCAUCUUCUACUCAGCCACCAUCUUCAUCUAUGCCCGCCCCAGCCGCAUAGAGGCCAUGGACCUUAACAAGGUGCUAUCUGUCAUCUACACAGUGGUCACACCCUUGUGCAACCCCGUCAUCUACUGCCUGAGGAACAGGGAGGUGCACUCAGCUUUUCGGAAAACCCUGCUCUGCUCUUGA